Messenger RNA from Thalassophryne amazonica, 1519 nucleotides. It is a transcript of the gene ptp4a2a, whose product is annotated as protein tyrosine phosphatase 4A2a. The transcript is spliced from 8 exons. Gene Ontology annotation, biological process: protein dephosphorylation. Gene Ontology annotation, cellular component: nucleus. The record is from RefSeq and is a predicted model, not a curated record. The coding region runs from base 914 to 1420 and encodes 168 amino acids. NCBI's taxonomy places the organism in Eukaryota, Metazoa, Chordata, Actinopteri, Batrachoidiformes, Batrachoididae. Gene Ontology annotation, molecular function: protein tyrosine phosphatase activity.
AAGUGUUUAUUCCAGUUAACUUUACGCGUUUUGCUGCCAUGUCUCCUUCGCAGACUCUUCUUUAGAGGCUUCUGGAUUUUAGUGAAACCACUGCGUCUUCAGGUUGGCAGCCAGUGAGUGGGCCGUUGUCACCAAGGACCCUGGAAAGCAUCAUCAUCAAUGGUGUGUCUACAUCUCAGAGCUGUCACAUUUUCCUGUGUACGCUCAAUGAACUAUCUCCUCAGCUCACACCGCAGCUGUAUGGCGUAUGCGAGGCUUGGAGGGGAGUUUUGCCAAGCCCAGCACCUGCUGCUUAUUGUGGACAAGUGAACAGGAAACGCCAACUCAGCCUAAACACUGCCGCUCAUAGACACAGAAGGUCCUUACUGCCAUCCUGUUCAACCCAUAAGAAGACAAGCCAACCUUCUGUCUGUCACCUGUCUGCGGGAGUCGGGAGGUUUCCUCCUGCGAGUUUCUAUUUCCUCACUGUUCUUGGCCUGUCAUUCUCCUUCUCUGAUUUGAGCAAAUUUUGAAUGGGAUAAGAGACUUGAAGGAAAAGGACAGAUCUUUUUCUGUCUUUCUAUUUGCUGGACAUUUCCUGUAACUUUUUUUCCACCAACAUCAUUUAAAGAUAUUGGUGUGUGUAUAUAUAUAUUUAUUUUUUGUAGCCAAGCCAACUUUAAUUUUCUUCAUCAUUGCCAAGGAGAGCCCCCACACCCCAACCAGAAUUUCCCAAGAAAUCUGUCACCAAAGUAAUUUAAUGAUCUAAAAGUGUUAGUGUGUAAUUUGUUGCAUUGGAAUCCUACAUAGCUUAUUUAUUUAUUUUGAUAAGUAAGUUUCCUGCUCAUUCAAACAAAGAACUUUUUAUUUGACAACUACUAAUUUGUUACUCCACUUCUGAAUAUCUUGCUGAUUAUUUGUUCUUGGUCUAAAAAUGAACCGACCGGCACCAGUGGAGAUCACCUAUGACUGUCUGAGGUUCCUCAUCACGCAUAACCCCACGAAUGCACAACUGGGAAGAUUUAUAGAGGAUCUAAAAGCUUAUGGCGUAAACACCCUGGUGAGAGUGUGUGCUGCGACAUAUGACAAGACUCCGGUGGAACAAGAAGGCAUACAGGUGUUGGACUGGCCAUUCGACGAUGGCUCUGCACCUCCGGAUCAGGUGGUGGAUGACUGGCUGAACCUGCUGCAGACAAAGUUUCGGGAUGAGCCCAGCUGCUGUGUGGCUGUUCACUGUGUUGCUGGACUUGGACGAGCUCCUGUGUUGGUGGCACUUGCUCUAAUCGAGUGCGGGAUGGAGUAUGAAGAUGCCGUGCACUUCAUAAGGCUGAAACGUCGCGGAGCGUUCAAUUCCAAGCAGCUACUCUUCCUGGAAAACUACAAACCUAAACUGUGUCUGCGGUCAAAGGAUGCCAACGGACAGAGCUGCUGUGUACAGUAAGAAUCAGCAACACCGCGUUAAAUGGGAAAUGGUCACGAGAAAGUCAUCACAUUUUUGACUGGUUUAAAGAUCGUGUAAUCUGUUGGAAACCAUUUCAUU